Molecule: messenger RNA, 2107 nt
Organism: Suncus etruscus (white-toothed pygmy shrew)
Lineage: Eukaryota; Metazoa; Chordata; Mammalia; Eulipotyphla; Soricidae
Product: DDB1- and CUL4-associated factor 6-like
Biological process (GO): positive regulation of transcription by RNA polymerase II
Cellular component (GO): cytoplasm; Cul4-RING E3 ubiquitin ligase complex
Molecular function (GO): protein binding
Source: RefSeq, a predicted model, not a curated record
CUACCCAAUGACCCGUAUACUUUCCUCUCUUGUGGUGAAGAUGGAACUGUUAGGUGGUUUGAUAUGCGCAUCAAAACUAGUUGUACGAAAGAAGAUUGCAAGGAUGAUAUUUUAAUUAACUGCCUACGUGCCGCCACUUUCGUAGCUAUUUGUCCACCAAUUCCAUACUAUCUUGCUGUUGGCUGUUCUGAUAGCUCAGUACGAAUCUAUGAUCGCCGAAUGCUGGGCACCAGAGCUACCGGGAAUUAUGCAGGCCGUGGAACCACGGGCCUGAUUGCUCGCUUCAUCCCUUCCCAUCUGAACAACAAAUCCUGCAGGGUUACGUCUCUGUGCUACAGUGAAGACGGUCAGGAGAUCCUCGUGAGUUACUCCUCAGACUACAUCUACCUUUUUGACCCAAAAGAUGAUACAGCACGAGAACUUAAAACUCCUGCAGAGGAGAGAAGAGAAGAGUUGCGGCAGCCCCCAGUGAAGCGAUUGCGACCGGGUGAUUGGUCUGAUACUGGGCCCUGAGCAAGGCCAGAGAGUGAGCGAGAGCGAGAUGGCGAGCAGAGUCCCAACGUGUCCCUAAUGCAGCGCAUGUCCGACAUGCUGUCCCGAUGGUUUGAGGAAGCCAGUGAAGUGGCACAGAACAACCGGGGCCGCGGGCGGGCUUGCCCCAGAGAUGACAAUAAUGAAAAGCUGAGCCCCAAGCCAGGGACAGGUGAACCUGUUUUAAGUUUGCACUACAGCACAGAAGGAACAACUACAAGCACAAUAAAACUGAACUUUACAGAUGAAUGGAGCAACACUGCCUCGACUUCCCGUGGACAUGGGGGCCGCUGCAAGGCUGAGGGGCAUGACGAUUCAUUGGGCCCCCAGAGCUCAGGGUUGCCCCCUGAAGGAGACAUUGGGUCAGCACAGGCUGCUGAGCGCUGCUUGGAGCCGGAACCUGAGCCAGAAGAGACACAUGGCUGCACUGCCAAAGACUCCUCCUCUGCCAAGCAGCUCCAGGACACUGGGACCUCAAAGCAGACCAGCCCCGAACCUACCACCUUGGAACCUCCGGCUCCACUGGAAGCCAUCGGGUCCUCAAGUCAGGAGGCAGGAGCCUGUGACUCCACUCUCCAGGACACAGAUGACAGUGACGACGACCCAGUCCUAAUCCCCGGGGCGCCCUACCGGACUGGACCUGGUGACAGGCGUUCUGCUGUGGCCCGUAUUCAGGAGAUUUUUAGGCGGAGGAAAGAGAGGAAAGAAAUGGAAGAGUUGGACACGCUGAACAUUCGAAGGCCCCUGGUGAAGAUGGUGUACAAGGGCCACCGCAACUCCCGGACAAUGAUCAAAGAAGCCAAUUUCUGGGGUGCUAACUUUGUAAUGAGUGGUUCUGACUGUGGCCAUAUCUUCAUCUGGGACCGCCAUACUGCUGAGCAUUUGAUGCUUCUGGAAGUUGAUAAUCACGUGGUGAACUGCCUGCAACCACAUCCCUUUAACCCAAUUCUUGCCUCAUCUGGCAUAGAUUAUGACAUAAAGAUCUGGUCACCACUGGAAGAAUCGAGGAUUUUUAACCGAAAACUUGCUGAUGAGGUCAUCACUCGCAAUGAGCUUAUGCUGGAGGAGACACGCAAUACCAUUACUGUGCCUGCCUCCUUCAUGCUGAGGAUGCUGGCUUCCCUCAACCACAUCCGGGCAGACCGCCUGGAUGGGGACCGAUCUGAAGGCUCCGGGCAGGAGAAUGACAAUGAGGAUGAGGAGUGACGGGUUCUUGGCAAGCACUUUGCUGGUCCAACAUUUAUUCUGAUUUCUUUACGGAUCUUUCGUGCAAUUUUAAGGUUGUGGUUUUGGGGAGUAUUUGCCCUCUCAGGAAGGUACCCCAACGUUGCUGUGGAAUGGUUGUGUGCAUGAAUUUGGAAGCAUUUGAAAAACGAGACUAGCAAAAUGUUUGGAAAACUUUGGCCAUGCCUUAGAAGUGCUAGGAAUGCAAAGUGCAAUAUAUCUGCAGGGCUGGGGGAGUGCAGGGGCCAGGCCAGUGCCACGGGGACCAUUGGUCCUGAGAAGUUUCUACACUUGCCAUUCGCAUGUUUGUUGCUUUCGAUUAAAGGAAUUGGUUGUUUAGAUAAAAAAAAAA